Messenger RNA from Necator americanus (New World hookworm), 246 nucleotides. RefSeq lists its product as uncharacterized. The coding region runs from base 1 to 246 and encodes 81 amino acids. NCBI's taxonomy places the organism in Eukaryota, Metazoa, Nematoda, Chromadorea, Rhabditida, Ancylostomatidae. The transcript has 3 exons. The record is from RefSeq and is a predicted model, not a curated record.
AUGAGGCUCUCAGAGGUAAUUCCUGCCACAUGCCAACUGAAAUCUUACAACAAUGGUGACAGUGGUGUCACGGAGAGAAGAAAAGUGAUCAACAUCCUCGAAUGUCCUCCCAUGCAAAUAGUUUCUCUCCUCCUCGAGUUUGAUUCCACCAUACAUGCGACUGUUGGAGUCGGUGCUCCGAUAUCCACUUUUCCACGGUUGGGAAUGGUCUCCCUUAACUUUUGGUCGGAUACAUUUAUAGGUUAG